Spirometra erinaceieuropaei is the source of this 882-nucleotide messenger RNA. The record is from the annotation of a GenBank genome assembly. NCBI's taxonomy places the organism in Eukaryota, Metazoa, Platyhelminthes, Cestoda, Diphyllobothriidea, Diphyllobothriidae.
CAGCCACGCCGGGGUCCUCUCCAGGAGCCGCAGCAGCGGCUGCGGGGAUCUCCUUUGGCCUCACCUCUGGCAGCACUUCUCCGCCCAUCAGCAGCAGCAGCGGCGGCGGCGGCCUCACUGUCCUCGCCUCCGCGCGUUCCAUCGGCGUCGGCAGCACGUCACCGGUCGGGGUUUAUCAUCAGGCCACAAACUCCUCUCAGGGGGGUGUUGGUGUUACCCUGCUGACCGGCGGCGGCCAAAUGACGACGUCGGCUGCCGCUGGUGGUGGUGGUGGACACCUGUCUCAAAUCAUCCGCCCUAGACAUCCGGUAAGCAUAUAACGCACUCGCGUUCCCCCCUCCCCCAACAUCGUCUUCCUUCGCCGUCCUCACUCUUCUGCCCCUCCUCACUCCUCAGCCCCCUUCGGUCUUCUGGUGAAUUGUAAUUCAUCUAGCCCUACCAGUAAGGGUCGAGAAAUAUGUUAUUUCUUAUACCUGUCUAGAUGAAAUAACGUCAUCCGGAGAUUAGUCGUUCGGAAUUAUAUCAUGGUUUUUAAUCCACUUACAUUUCCUUUUAUCUGAAGGUUUCGCAUGGUUUUCCUAAGAGACAGCUUUCCGCAUUUAUACUUACAAGAGUUAUUUCUUUAUCAUAAAUGGGGUUGGAGUAGUUUCCUCUACCAACCUGCCCAAUCGAAUGCCACCGAUACGUCUUGAUUUCCCAUUCACAUCGUAAUUAAUCUUUAACUCGAUUUUUUACGUGAAAGCAAACUGAAUUGCAAACUUAUUGCUUAAUUCUACAGCGUUUGCUGACGUCCGUUUCGAGUUCUCCAGCAUUUCACACCAAUAAGUGAAAUCUGAUAACUUUUAAAUUAUUAAUCUUUUCGAAAUCCCAAUGUUCCACCUA